Dermacentor andersoni is the source of this 6180-nucleotide messenger RNA. RefSeq names its product forkhead box K (gene FoxK). Gene Ontology annotation, molecular function: RNA polymerase II cis-regulatory region sequence-specific DNA binding; protein binding; DNA-binding transcription factor activity, RNA polymerase II-specific. Gene Ontology annotation, biological process: regulation of transcription by RNA polymerase II. Lineage: Eukaryota; Metazoa; Arthropoda; Arachnida; Ixodida; Ixodidae. The record is from RefSeq and is a predicted model, not a curated record.
ACGUGAUCCGGCCGCGGCGCAUGCCGGGAGGUCUGGCUCAGGCGGUCGCCAUUUUGGAGCGCGGUGUGUACGGUAAUGUCGACGCAACACAGGGCUUCGGACAACGAUGCCUGGGCCCUUCUGGCCCUCAAAUCGGCGCCCUCGAGCCCGUCGCGGCUCCAGUGGAACCCGGAACAGAAAGGGGCGGCCAUCGCGCGGCUCGAGGGCCGCGAGUUCGAGUACAUGAUCCGCCAGAAGCGCAUCUCCAUCGGCCGCAACAGCAGCCGCGGCGAGGUGGAUGUAAAUAUGGGCCACUCGAGCUUCAUCUCGCGCCAGCACCUCGAGAUCUUCUACGAGUGCGCGCACUUCUUCAUGGUGUGCAACGGCAAGAACGGCGUCUUCGUCGACGGCGUCUUCCAGCGCAAGGGAGCCGCGCCACUGCCGCUGCCCAAGACAUGUGUGUUCCGCUUCCCGAGCACCAACAUCAAGAUCAUGUUCCAGUCGCUGGUGGACGAGGUGGGGCCGACGAGUGGCGGUGGUGGCGCUCCUCCCCCUCCACGACUGGAGGCGGGGCCCCUGGCCGUCUCUCCGCGGCAGCCACCUCCCCCUCAGCUAGCUCCGCACCACCUGCCGCGGCCACUCGCCCCGCUCAAGAUCAACAUCCCUGAGCCUGAGUCAAGCUUCACCAGUCCCAUCCCGUCGCCCACAGGCACGCUUAGUGCGGCAAAUUCUUGUCCUGCAAGCCCCCGGUCGGGGAACCAUCGUCGUAACGUCACCUCCGACCUGCAAAUGGCCGCAGCAGCCGUGGAGAGGCACGAGGAGGUCCCCACCACGGGCUCUGGCGCGAGUGGACCAGCAUCUCAUAAUAACAGCAACUCUGUGCCUGGGAGUGGGCCAGACGGGGACCAGAAGCCGCCCUACUCGUAUGCCCAGCUGAUUGUCCAGGCCAUCUCGUCGGCACAGGACAAGCAGCUGACGCUAAGCGGCAUCUACUCAUACAUCACCAAGAACUACCCCUACUACCGGACUGCCGACAAAGGAUGGCAGAACUCAAUCCGGCACAACCUGAGCCUGAACCGGUACUUCGUCAAGGUUCCCCGGUCGCAGGAAGAGCCGGGAAAGGGUUCCUUCUGGCGCAUUGACCCCCAAUCGGAAGGCAAGCUGGUCGAGCAGGCCUUCCGUAGGCGGCGGCAACGGGGGCUGCCCUGUUUCCGGACGCCCUACUCUUCCUCCAGGUCAGCGCCGGCAUCGCCAAGCCACGGUGCACACAGCGGCCUGGCGACGCCGGACUCACUGUCACGGGAGCCCAGCCCCGUGCCGGAGGGCAUGGUCCCCGAGGGGGCGCCGAGCUCCCCAUUGCAGCCGCCGGUCGCCAUGAUGGCCAUCCCCCCCGGCCUUGCGCCCCCGCAAGCCUCGUACCUGGCGCGCGAGAUUAAGGCCAGCCAGUCAGCCCCGGGCUCACCAGGUGGUGCCCACCAGUUGGGUGGGUCCCCACUUUUGCCCGCGUUCACCAACAGCAAACCCAAGGUGCUGGUGGCCCACCAACCCUCGGUGGUCUCGAACGGUGUCCUCAAAAGCAACGGGAUGCGCAGCGACUCACCGCGGCUCGACCAAGAGCGCAGUUAUCCAAGAGGUCCGCCCGAGCUCUUCUACCAGCCGAAGCCGCUGGGGCUGUCCACCGCAGAGCAGACUCCAUCAUCUUCUGCUUCCUCCUCGCCGCCCCCUCUCCACCCGACAAGUGUCAUUGUGCAGGCGCCAUCAUCUACCUUCGCCCAGCCACCCACACCGGACUCUUCGUCAUCGCCGCCGGCAGCAGCACCUCUUCCGACGCAUCCGCGCAAGCGCCACUACGAGAUGGCCACUUCCUCUUCGUCUGCAACGCCGGCCACAUCAACACCCUCUUCCACCUCCUCCGCCGGCAGCAUCGCGGGUCGGGAUCGGGAAAGCAACUCCCCCGCCCGGCCUCCGCCAUCAAAAGUUCACCGGAGCGGUUCGGACGAGGCGGCAGCUCCAUCGUCUGCGUCUCCGCCCGUCUCCACCACGACGUCGUCUCCGACGACUGUCACGGCAUCCGCCACAGACUCUGCCUCCUCUUCUUUAUGUUAAUGGUGGCAUCACUCGUUGACUUGUUUUUUUAUUAUUAUUAUUAUUUUGCUGUGUUACCACCAUCCCCUUCUUGUUCUGCCUCCCUCUUUCCCCAUGCCGUCUUUCCUGGAUGCUGCUGUUGCUGAUCCCCAUUUUAUCUUUUCUGCCGGGCUCUUUAUCUGUUGUUGCAACCGAACUGUAGCUCCCCUAAGAAAAAAAAAAGCUUUCUUAGAGCCACAUUUUCCAUCCCACCCUCUUAUUUUACUGCUGAAUGACUGCUGUAGCGGGGAUGGUGCGUUUGCCACUUCCCUUCCACAUAGGUGUCGCCAUUUCCUCUAUUUUUCUUUUGUAAAAGCAGUCUUCUUGCGAUCCUGUCUUUUACUAGAUCAUGCUAUUUUUUAAAUCAUUGUUGUAUCUUUCUCUUCCAACAUUCUAUGAAUGUUACAGUUAUUCUGCAGUUUUUCUUUCCUGUGAAAGAUGAGGAACGAAGCUGUCAUACUAGUGGUGCCCUUGCUGCGCCAUUCCGAGAGUACGUAUGCAGAAUUCUCCCUUCUUUCCUUUUUUUUUUUUUUUUGCUCUCUUUCCCAUUCGGUUGCAUCAUUGUUUGCCACUUCUCUAUCAACCUGUCACGCACUCACCCGCACUUCAAGCUGUCAUCCACGGACACUUCAUCGCUUUCUUUGUUCCGCAUCCACUUCUGUAUCGGUGCAUUUGGUAGCAGGUGCGUGCCAGGCCCACGUUUCCUCUGCAGACCGCUAAGGCAGGCAGGGGAAGGGGGUGGCGCUUGAGGUCGUCGCCCAUCGUCGUUCUCUCUCCGUUUGUUCCGUUGCACGCUUCGCGGCACAACGCUCGCUUGCAGAAGCGACCUUGCUUGCCCUCCUCCUGCCCCGUCGUGCUUGUGUUCUCAGGGCAGAUGAUGACGAGAACUGUUCUUCUUUUACUGGCGAGCGUAGCCAACAUUGUUAGCCUUUUCGCUGCCGCACUUGUGCCUGGUGUGCGCUUGGCAUUUGCUUGGUUUCCUGUGGCAAGUGAAAGAACGGGCUGUCGGCAGAAUCUGGGUUUCUGUUUCGUCAGCUGCGAUUCGCCGACAAUGGCACUGCGAAAAGCUAGCUCGCUGCCCCCGAACCAAGAGGCUGCCUACCCCCAGCGUUUUGGGGCACACGCACAGCUGUGAGAAUUGUACAAACUCGCGGCUUCCCUGGCGAUGACUUACUUCGCGGGAACCGUGGCUCUUUCCUUUCUUUAAUUUAGGCUAAUGUAUUUUGCUGGGGUGAGUAGAGUUGGCGUUAGGAGGAUAGAUGUAGCAUGUGGGCACGUCCAGUACAGUGGCGUUGGCAGUGCGGUGAAGGGCAGUGUCUAGGCACGGCAGAGGGCCCCAGCACCGAAAAACGCAGUGUAGGGUCAAAUGAGAGAGGACGUGUGCGGCAUUGUGUACAGACGAGUUUUAGAGGAGGCUUGGUGGCAGCAAAGAGCUUGUCCGAGUAGUGUACAGUGUAUGAGAGAUGUGGGAGGCAAUUGUUGGGGAGAGGGUGCGAGUAGCUGGUCUGAUUGACAGCUAGGAAAUGAGGAGAGCACGUGCCAUUCUGGCUAGGGAGCCCCGUUUGCUCUUGGAGCGAGGGGGCACCCUCCGUAGAGCCUUUUCGAAACAGAAGGUGAUGGAGGAUGCGCAGUGUGUUCUGAGGGGAGGCUCCGUCUCGGCGGUUGUGGUGACAUGUCAGUGGGGGAAAGAUGCGGAUGAAUUCGUUCCCUGGUGCUGAGCUGUAUUUGUAUAUCAGGGCAGUGCGACAAAGGCAGCGUUGCGCUUUUUCAUCUUCCAUUGAAGUUAUCUGUUCGUUUUGGGGGGUUUCUUCAUCUUUCCUUUCCAUCUUUUUUUUUUUUUGGAAGUUCUUCAAAACACACACAGGCCUUGCUAGUCAUGCGCUCGCUGCCUUUGAAGUCGCAACUUCUGCUCCACUUUCCAAGCCAUCGCUUCUGGCCGCUCCAGUGUCAUGGGGGGCGACAACACUUGACUGAGGGCAUCUGCACAUAUCACGGCUGAUAACAGGCGAGACUGGCCUCUUUGCAGGUUUCCUGGCUUUAGCUUCGGCAUUGCAAAAGCAGGUUUCUUGCACCGCCUGAGGUGGGGACACUAGCAGAUGUGAAGAAAAAGCAGUGCUUCCUAGAUAAGCAACUUUCGUUGUCCAAACCCCCUUCCCGCUUUGUGUUGUCGGCCACAAGCGACGCGGCUUUUCCGUGACUUGGCUGUGGAUUUGGCUGGGAGCAAGCCCCCUUACUUGCACACUUCCGUCAUUACUCCCUCCUCCCAACCCGGGGCUAACUACGCUUUGAUGGCAGCAAUGGUUAAGAGAUUUGUUGUUGCCUCCCGGCCACUGUUUUUGUGCCAGCAGAAGAGUGUGUUUAGAGAACCUCGUGAGAGAGCUUCUUCCGUGAUUUGUUCUGUCGCUCAUGAGCAAGCUGUUACGAAUUUUCAUGACGCGAGAGAGAUGCAGAGAGUGUAGUUUGGCUUUGGACCAUCUAAGUGGUCGGGGGACAAUUUUUUUUUUCUCUCAUUUUUAUUAUUUGUUGCUUGGCAUGGCGAAGGCUGUUGGUUGAUGGGUGUACAUAGACUCGCGUACAGAGAAUCGUUGUUGCAUGCCAGUUGGUCUAUUUUUAAGAGAGAAGAUGGAUUAAAGAAGAGGACAAGAGUCGUGUAUGAAGCGUGUAGUGCUUGUUGCAUAGUACAGAAAGGAUUGUAUCGUAUUGCUUAAUCUUGCUCUUUGUUUCCUGUCUGUGUGCUGUUCAUUACCUUCACCCCCCUUUCCCCUCUAUCACUUCCAUCAUCACAUCGUAACAUAACACUGGACAACUUCUUUUUCUUUCUCUCUUUCUCCUUCACACUUUGGCCGUUGCAGUCCACGUGGUGAUAGGACGUUGUAGGAACAUUUAAGCAAAUUGUUUGUACAUAGAAAUAUUGAAUAGACAUGGCUGUUCGCCUCCCUAAACGAGCCUGACCUCAGGCUCGAGCCAGGAAACAGAGGCUACACCGUCAAAGAGCAGCUCGUUUGUUGCAUUGUUUUUUUUUUCUUUCCUUUUUCUCUUUUUCGUUGCUCCUAAUGACAGCAGAGUCGUCAUCAUGGUGAAGAUUAAAGCGAACACCUUCACUACAAUCGUAGCUGUUUUUUUCUUUCCCCCCUCUGUAUUUUGACAAGAGCAUUCGUUGGAUUUCUUUGCUUACUUCUUCGCUUGGCUCUAGCUGAGUGAUGGAAAGCAUAUAGGCUGGCUUUAGGAACUUGCCUCUUCUGCUUGAUACAUUCUUUUUCGUUGUAGAUAGUUUGUUUAUUAACAGAUCUUAAUGCCUAUAUAAGGGUGGGGAGCUACUGGUCAUGAUAGCACCAAAGAAUCGUUCCUCGGGGAAAAAAAGAAAGUUGUUAGAAAAAGACAUGGUUAAAGCAUCCGUGUUUUUAGUUUCCCCUGUGAAAUGGUUAUCAUUCCACCCUUGUCAGCGCAAGAUGGCCGGCCGUGAUGCUCCUUGGGGGCGUUCACGGACAGUGUAGUAGACAAUUGCAGUAACCUGUCGUUAUCACUUUGCAGCCUCCGACGGGCUCUAUUAAUUAAAAGGUUUCCGAUGAAUUUCUUCUCUCCCUUCUUGCCAUGUUUGUCUUAGUAAUUCAAUUGAAGCGACUGUUCUCCCAAGUCUAGCAAGACUCUUGCUUUGCUGUUGCUGAAAUGUUCUACCACGCAACACAUAACAUCGUCACAACAUGACUGUUCGUUUUUUUUUUCCUUCUUUAUUUUUCAUGUGGUCAGUGCUCCACGUAUUCUUAGAGCUUUCUUUAUUUUAUUUUAGUUUAGUUUUUUUUUUUUCUCGCAAUAAAAUUCGCACUUGGACGUUUCUUGUAGAGGUCAUCUUGUGACCAGAGGAAUGUUUUUUGCGCGAGAGCCGAGUUAGGCACUUCUCGUCUCACUUUAUUUUUCUGGUGUUUCCGUGUUUUCUUUUUCCGAUGAACCUUGUCCCAUGUUCCCCUAUCCUUGCAUCUCUUUGAAAGAAGAAAAGAAAAAAAGACGUGUCACCAGAACAAAACACCUGAAAAACAAAACAAGGCAACACCUUUUAAAUAAAUUUAUUCUUUGUUGACA